This is a messenger RNA of Suricata suricatta (meerkat), 2193 nucleotides long. It is a transcript of the gene ICAM3, whose product is annotated as intercellular adhesion molecule 3. The transcript has 8 exons. Gene Ontology annotation, cellular component: membrane. The coding region runs from base 310 to 2118 and encodes 602 amino acids. Gene Ontology annotation, biological process: cell-cell adhesion. Gene Ontology annotation, molecular function: integrin binding. Lineage: Eukaryota; Metazoa; Chordata; Mammalia; Carnivora; Herpestidae. The record is from RefSeq and is a predicted model, not a curated record.
UGUGUUUCUUUCUCUGCCCCUCCCCUGUUCACGCUCUGUCACUGAAGGAAAGUGCCUGUCUGGAGAUCCCGUUAAUUUUCUCUAUAACUUCCAGGAACUUCUGUAAUCUGCAUAUAAUCCCUUAUCAGAUACACAGGUUUCUCAGGCCAGACGGAAGGCAUUCCCAUGAAACCUAUUGUAACUGCAAUGGCUUAAAGCAAGGAAGUAAUUAUCAUUAAUUUAUAAAGAAAAAAAUUGUUGGUGUUCCCAGACACAAAGAAGAGCCUCUCUUAGUUUUUUCUGAGACCUUAGGGCACAUCCUACUAACGGAUGCGCAAAAUAAGUCAAGAUAAAGUACAGAUGCUCACAGACACAGGUCAGAGCCUGGGGGCUGAGAUGCUGGGUGUGAUCCCCAGGAGGGAGUGCGAGUGUGUCACUGUCCCUGCCUCUGUGUCGCCCACUGCAAAACCAAGGCCGAGUACUAUUUUUGCUUCUCUUCUCAUAAAAGGGUCAGCCACCAUGUCGCCUGCGGGGCUGCUGCUCAGCUCCCUGCUCCUGGUCUGCUGUCUGCUGCCCCCAGGUGCCCAGGGCCAGGAGUUCUCACUGAGGGCGGAGCUCCCCCGCCCCGUGGGGCCUGCGGGAGGGUCCUUCGUGGUAAACUGCAGCACCGAUUGCCCCAACCCCAGAGUUAUCACCCUAGAGACCUCCCUACUCAAGAAGCCCGUGGGCAGUGGCCUGCGCUGGGCAGCCUUCGAGCUCAGCGACGUGACUAGUGACAGCCUGAUCCUCUGCUCCGGCUUCUGCAAUGGCAUCCAGAUGACAGGCUCCUCGGUCAUCACAGUAUAUCGGCUCCCGGAGCGAGUGGAGCUGGCACCCCUACCCCCCUGGCAGCCCGUGGGCGAAAACCUCACCCUGCGCUGCCAGGUGGCUGGCGGGGCGCCCCGGGCCAACCUCUCGGUGGUGCUGCUCCGCGGGGAGCAGGAGCUGAGCCGGCAGCCGGCCGUCGGGGAUCCAGCAGAGGCCACGGCCACGGUGCUGGCGGGCAGAGACGACCACCUCGCCAAUUUCUCAUGCCGCACGGAACUGGAUCUGCGGUCCCAAGGGGAGGGACUGUUCCAGAACAGCUCGGCCCCCCGGCAGCUCCGAACCUUUGCCCUGCCCAUGACUCCUCCACACCUCGUUGUACCCCGGCUCUUGGAGGUGGGAACCACGUUUUCCGUGAGCUGCACCUUGGACCGGCUGUUCCCGGCCUCCGAGGCCCAGGUCCAACUGGCGUUGGGGAACCAGAAGCUGAAUCCUGCAGUCGAGAGCCACGGGGAUACGGUCACGGCCACGGCAACAGCUACAGCGAGCGCGGAGCAGGAGGGCGCCCGGGACAUUGUCUGCAACAUGACAUUGGGGAGCGACAGCCGGGAGGCCCGGGAGAACUUAACCGUCUACAGCUUCUGGGGGCCCAUCCUAAACCUGAGUAAGUCCAACGCCUCCGAGGGGACCGAAGUGACUGUGACUUGCGUGGCUGGAGCCGGAGUCCACGUCACGCUGGACGGAGUUCCCGCUGCGGCCCCUGGCCAGCCGGCCCAGAUUCAGUUAAACGCCACCGAGAGGGAUGACGGGCGCAACUUCGUCUGCAAUGCCACACUCGAGGUGGAUGGGGAGAUCUUACACAAAAACAGGAGCGUCCAGUUGCGUGUCCUGUACGGUCCCAAGAUUGACCAAGCCAAAUGUCCCCAGCACUUGACGUGGAAAGCCAGGACCACCCAUAUCCUGGAGUGCCAGGCCCGGGGCAACCCGGACCCCCAGCUGCACUGUUUUAAGGAAGUCUCCUGGACGAAAGUGCCCGUCGGGGUCCCAUUCACCGUCACGUUAAACUACAGUGGUACCUACUCCUGCCGGGCAGUCAGCUCACGAGGCACACACACUGUAACCGUGGUGAUGGACGUUCAGGAUCGGAAUCCCCAUGCCGUCACCGUCGCCAUGGUGGUGUUAACGACCCUGGGGUUUGUGACUACCGCCGCGGCCUUAGUGUACGUCUUCGGGAUGCAGAAGCAGAGUGACAUUUACCAUGUGAAUCCGGGGAGCACUUGGUUGCCCCUGACGUCUAGGCAGCCCGAAGGGCCUGUGGGGGAGGAGCCAUCCUGAACCUCGAAUCUGGGGGAGGCUGGGGGUUUGGCUGUAUCCCGGGGUUCUGCACCAAUAAAGCCCUCAAAAUCCGGA